Trichobilharzia szidati is the source of this 1192-nucleotide messenger RNA. The record is from the annotation of a GenBank genome assembly. NCBI's taxonomy places the organism in Eukaryota, Metazoa, Platyhelminthes, Trematoda, Strigeidida, Schistosomatidae.
UACUACUAUUACUACUAGUACUACUACUACUACUAGUAAUACUACUACUACUUCUAGUACUACAAUUAAUACUAGUACUACUACUACUACUACAACUACUACUAGUACUACUACUACUAGUACUAGUACUACUAGUACUAAUACUACUACUAUUACUAAUAGUACUACUAAUACUACUAGUACUACUACUAAUACUAGUACUACUACUACUAGUACUACUACUACUACUACUAGUACUACUACUACUACUACUAGUACUACUACUACUACUACUAGUACUACUACUACUACUAGUACUACUAAUACUAGUACUAAUAAUACUACUACUACUACUAGUACUACUACAACUACUACUACUAGUACUACUACUACUACUACUAGUACUACUACUAGUACUAUGAGUACUACUACCACUACUACCAGUACUAAUAACACGACUACUACUACUAGUACAACUACUAGUACUACUAGUAAUACUACUACUACUACUAGUAAUACUACUAUACUACUACUACUAUAUACUACUACUAAUAAAAGUACUACUACUACUACUGCUACUUCUACUACUACUACUAGUACUACUAUUACUACUAGUACUACUACUAAUACUACUACUAGUACUACUACUAGUACUACUACUACUCCUAUUACUACUACUACUAUUCCUACCAAUACUAAUACUACUACUAAUAGUACUAAUAUUAUUACUAGUAUUACUAACACUACUACUACUACUAGUACUCCUAAUAAUAGUACUAAUAGUACUACUAAUAAUACUACUACUACUACUAGUACUCCUCCUACUACUACUACUAGUACUACUACUAAUACUACUACGACUAUUAGUACUACUACUACUAGUACUACUUCCACUAGUACUACUACUACUACUAGUACUAAUACUACUACUACUACUACCAGUACUACUACUAGUACUACUACUACUACUAGUACUACUAGUACUACUACUAGUACUACUACUAGUACUACUACUAGUACUAUUAAUAUUACUACUACUACUACUAGUAGUACUAAUACUAAUACUACUACUGCCACUACUACUACUAGUACUACUACUACUAGUACUACUACUACUACUAGUAUUAAUAAUACUGCUACUACUAAUACUACUACUAAUAGUACUAUUACUAAUACUAGUACUACUACUACUAAUACUACUACUCUACUACUA